AUGGCUAAGAAGGCACGUAUAGUGCAUGGAAACUCAGCAACAAUUGAUUUUGCCCCUGGUGUUGAUAAUAUUGUCCUAAGGAAAGAUGGUAUAGAAUUCUACAACACUGAGACUUUCCAUUCUUCACCUUUUUAUGACAGAACUAUACCAAUCUUGAUUAAGUCCAUCUUGGAAAGCAAUGACUUGUUGAAAAUAUAUGGCAUCAAUGGCUUGCGCUCUUUGAAUGAAAAAGUUAUAUUGAUCAACAACCAUCCAAUAAGGAAGAUCAAAUUAGUUGGCAGGAUUACAGAAUGUUUUAUUAAAGAAAUCAAGUCUGAGGAGUUUUAUUUUUUGACCCUUGAUGAUUCUUCAGGGCCUGAUAUUGUUCUUAAAGUUUCAAGAGCAAGUCUUUUAGGUGCAGGCUUACAAUCGUCCAAUUGUGUUUUCAAACUUAUUGAAAUCACAGGCUUUUGCUCAAAUUUCAAUGGAAAACUAGAAGUUCACCCAGAUUUUAUCCAAGCACUACCCAACAAUGACAGAUAUAUUGAACAUGAAGUACAGUUUUGGAAAGAAGCUUUGGAAAUGCGUGAUAUACUCAAGACUCCGUGGUUUCAAACACCCCAGAUCAACGAAGAUGAACAAGUUAAAAUAAAGUUUGAUAGUAAAACAAAUAGGGAAAAGCUAAUACGGCAGAGGUUAGAUCUAGGAAUAGAUGAAUGUCCUUCUCAGGCCAUGGUUAUGGAUUCAUGCAUCUAUAUGAGAAACACAAGAGAUCGUGAUGAUUACUCCAAUGCUUUAAACGACUCUGGAUCUGAGAAAGAGCCUGAAAUUGAAGAAAUUACAAAAAAGCUGUUCACCAAGUCUCUCAAAAAGAAGAUCGAUCAUGCAGCUCCAUCUUCGCCAAUAGCAAAGCCAAAACAUGGAUGGGUGAAUGUAAUAUCAACUCCCAUCAAAGCAGACUCGUUGAGAACAUCUCUUAAAUUUGAACUAAUCAAAUGGAUGAUCAAGACUUCUAGAGAGAAAUUCAACCUUAAUGAAGUUUUCAAAGAUAGAAAGGUUUCAGUAUUAUUGAAAGAAAUUGCCAAUGGUAAACCUACACCAACUAUUGAAGUUGAUCAAGAUUUAUCAAGCAUCCGAACAAUGAAUGAUAUCAAAGGUGAAAUAUUCCAUGAUGAGAGACAUGAUUUACAAGUUUGGAACUUGAUCAAAUGUACCAGAUCCAAAGAUUGUUAUUGUGCUCCUAUUUUAAGACUUUUCCGUCAUAUACAAAUGACAUUGGAAAACUUCAAGUUUUUAAGCUCCCAAGGUUCAGAUAAUACAUGUUUCAAUAGUGGUGAAUAUAUCAACAACUUUAAUAGAGAUACUGGUCUCAAAACUUUUAUGGACUUACAUUUGCUCAACAUCCUAAUACAGUGGUGCAUUUUGCGAAAUAGUGAUGAUAAUUGGAAAUACCAUUCAGAAACUAAUGAAUGGCAGUGUAUAUCUACUUUUAAAAAAAGAAGAUUGGUGGCUUCUUCGAAACGAUGA
Messenger RNA from Hansenula anomala, 1506 nucleotides. RefSeq names its product Stn1p (gene STN1). The transcript has a single exon. Bases 1 to 1506 code for a protein of 501 amino acids. Lineage: Eukaryota; Fungi; Ascomycota; Saccharomycetes; Phaffomycetales; Wickerhamomycetaceae. The record is from RefSeq and is a predicted model, not a curated record.